Messenger RNA from Notodromas monacha, 2326 nucleotides. The record is from the annotation of a GenBank genome assembly. Lineage: Eukaryota; Metazoa; Arthropoda; Ostracoda; Podocopida; Cyprididae.
AUGUCGAUUGAAACGAUCCCCCCGACGACAACCACUUUCCGCAAUCUGCGUGCUUGCCUCGUCUGUUCGUUGAUUAAGACCAUGGAGCAGUUUGAGCACGACGGAUGCGACAACUGUGACGCUUACCUGAGAAUGAAGAGCAAUCGGGAUAACGUGUACGACUGCACCAGCUCCAAUUUCGACGGAUCGUUUCGUGCCCGGAAUGUAUGCCAUCUCUGUGUCCGGCGAGUUGCCACGCAGUGUGAUCCAGGACAUGCGAAGCCGCGGGAUUGCCUAUCACCCGAGAGACACGAGUACCAGAUGAUGAUGACGUUGCUGCUUUACCGAUUCUUGUGCGCCUGCAUGCCCGUCUAUCUGUGUCUGUCUUCCUCUACAUGCUCCGAGAUGAAAAUACACAUUCGUUCCUGUCUUGUAUCGGUGCGGGUGUUGGAUUUUAUUCCUGUGAGGGAACUGUGCGUGUGUGGGUCGUUGGUAUGUGCUAACGUUUCUCCGCUGUCCUUCUCUUCCCCUUCCUUCUCAGGUUCUACUGUAUCGUAUUUCGUUGCGAAGCGCGGUGAUCCCAUCUGUGUCCUUGUCGCGAAAGGAGUGUCUACUGUUGUGGAAGCGGCAAUGGUGUGUAUGUGUGGUAUGACCGGGGCGGUGAAGCGUGGCGGGUGCGGGUGGACCGUGCCGCAGAGGUGGUUCUCCAUGUCCCGGAUGGCCCGUAAGACGGCCAAGGUGCUCACACUCGACUCGAUGAACCCGUCCAUCAAGACGAUGGAGUACGCCGUUCGUGGCCCACUCGUCAUCCGCGCGGUCGAGAUUGAAAAGGAACUACAGGCCGGAGCCAAGAAGCCGUUCGCUACCGUCAUCCGCGCCAACAUCGGGGAUGCUCACGCCAUGGGCCAGAAGCCCAUCACCUUCUUGCGCCAGGUCGUGGCGGGCUGCGUGAACCCUGCCGUGCUGCACUCUGCGCCGGCAGACGUGAAAGACCGGGUGAAGCGGAUCUUGGACGGCUGCAAGGGGCGCAGUGUUGGCUCCUACUCGGACUCGCCCGGCCUGGAGGUGAUCCGGCGGGACGUGGCCGACUACAUCAGGGCGCGGGACGGAGGGAUCGAGUCCAACUGGGAGGACGUGAUGUUGUGCGGGGGUGCAUCGGACGGGAUCCGGGCCGUGCUCAAAUUGUUCAACGUGGUGCAGGACGGCAAGAAGCCCGGGGUCAUGAUCCCGAUCCCGCAGUACCCGCUCUACUCGGCGUCCAUUGCCGAGUUCGACAUGGAGCCGAUCAACUACUACAUGAACGAGAGCAACAAGUGGGGCCUGGACGUGGCAGAACUGAAGCGAGCUGUGGACAAGGCACGGCAAACGUGCAACCCCAAGGCCAUUGUUGUCAUAAAUCCGGGGAAUCCAACAGGACAGGUAUUGACGAGAAGCAACAUUGAAGACAUUGUGCGAUUUGCGCGCGACGAGCGACUCGUGUUGUUUGCCGACGAGGUUUACCAGGACAACGUGUACGCUGCCGAGGACCAGUUCCACUCGUUCAAGAAGGUGAUGAUGGAGCUGGGCGCCCCGUACUCGGGCCUCGAGCUCGCCUCCUUCAUGUCCUCGUCCAAGGGCUACAUGGGCGAGUGCGGGCUGAGAGGCGGUUAUGCGGAGAUUGUCAAUUUCGACGACGACGUCCGGGCCAUGUUCCUCAAGAGCAUAUCGGCCAAGUUGUGUCCGACCGUGCUGGGACAGGCGACCAUGGAUGUGGUGGUAAACCCUCCUCGGGCUGGGGAGCCAAGUUUUGAGCUUUACGCAGCCGAGAAAAAGGCCGUCUUGUCGUCGCUGGCGCAGAGGGCCCACAUGGUUGCGGACACGUUCAACUCCAUGCCUGGCGUGUCGUGCAACCCGAUUGAAAUCCCGCCCAAGGCCGUGAGUGCAGCCGAGAAAUUGGGACAAAGUGCCGACUUCUUUUAUUGCAUGCACCUGUUGGAAAAGACGGGCAUUUGCGUGAUACCGGGCAGUGGGUUUGGCCAAGUGCCUGGCACAUAUCAUUUCAGGUCAGUCUACGAGUCAGACGACGAUUCUGCCGCAGCCCCAGCUGCUGGCCUCUAUGCUCGAACGAAUGAAGGCGUUUCACGAAGACUUUACGAAUCAAUUCAGCUAGUUUCAUUCACACGAGAAGAAGAAGGAGGAGGAGGAAAUCAUUGGGUCGAUCAAAGACGAAAGCGCUAGUUUACCGUAACGUUUUGUGAUUUAUUUUUUCACCAUUUUAGUUGAUGAGGUGAUUCUGACGUGUGCUUUUCUUUUCCGUGUCGUCGUCGAGUGGGCUCGGCAAAUGAAACGAAGGAAAGGGGAGUUGGGG